AACAACAGCUGCUAUAACAACAACAACUGCUGCUCCAACAACAACAACUGCUGCUCCAACAACAACAACUUCUCCAACCACUACAACAGCUGCUCCAACAACAACAACAGCUGCUACAACCACAACAACUGUGGCACCAACAACAACAACAGCUGCUCCAACAACAACAACUGUCCCAACCACAACAACAGCUGCUACAACAACAACAACUGCUGCUCCAACAACAACAACUGCAGCUCCAACAACAACAACAGCUGCUCCAACAACAACAACUGUCCCAACCACAACAACUGCUACUACAACAACAACAACUGCUGCUCCAACCACAACAACUGUGGCACCAACAACAACAACAGCUGCUCCAACAACAACAACUGCUGCUCCAACAACAGCAGUUGCUCCAACCACAACAACUGCCCCAACCACAACAACUGCUGCUCCAACCACAACAACAGCUGCUACAACAACAACAACAGCUGCUCCAACAACAACAACUGCAGCUCCAACAACAACAACUGCAGCUCCAACAACAACAACAACAGCAGCUCCAACAACAACAACAACAGCUGCUCCAACAACAACAACUGUCCCAACCACUACAACAGCUGCUACAACCACAACAACCGCCCCAACCACUACAACUGCUGCUACAACAACAACAACAGCUGCUACAACCACAUCAACUGUGGCACCAACAACAAC
Molecule: messenger RNA, 702 nt
Organism: Pelmatolapia mariae (spotted tilapia)
Lineage: Eukaryota; Metazoa; Chordata; Actinopteri; Cichliformes; Cichlidae
Product: probable serine/threonine-protein kinase clkA
Exons: 1
Source: RefSeq, a predicted model, not a curated record